Messenger RNA from Amphimedon queenslandica, 4970 nucleotides. RefSeq lists its product as uncharacterized. NCBI's taxonomy places the organism in Eukaryota, Metazoa, Porifera, Demospongiae, Haplosclerida, Niphatidae. The transcript is spliced from 15 exons. The record is from RefSeq and is a predicted model, not a curated record. Gene Ontology annotation, molecular function: cytoskeletal protein binding. Gene Ontology annotation, cellular component: cytoskeleton. The coding region runs from base 236 to 4654 and encodes 1472 amino acids. Gene Ontology annotation, biological process: actomyosin structure organization.
UGGCUGCUCGCUGCAGCAGGCCGCCUCUUGCGGAGGAGUGCCGCCAAAAUAACUGCAAAGCUUCACUUACUUUACUAUCAACUAUAUAUGUGACUGACUCCUCAGUACUCUCUCCCUGUUCUUUUAAGACCUCUGUAUUAACCAAUCUAGCUUCUAUACUCUCCUGACCUAUAUAGUCUAGUGUUUAGAGCCUUCAACCUGUGGGAGGGACUCCGGACUCAUUAUUAUCAUUAUUAUGAUACGUAGCAGAGCAAACUCUCAGUUCUCUCACGGUGCCGGUGGACUGGAGAGGAGACACACCAAGGCCAGUGGGAUACAGUGUGCUGUAGCUCUGUUAGAUGGACGAGAGCUUCAAUUGGAAAUAAAUAAAAAGACAACCGGCCAGUGGAUAUUUGAGUACAUUGUUAGCACGUUGAAGAUCAAGCAAAGGGAUUUCUUUGGUAUCCUUUAUGAAGAUGAACACAAAUUUCAACAAUGGCUGGAGCUCUCCAAGUCUGUAAGGAAACAAACUAAAAGGGAUAUGAUGCAGCUAGUCUUCAGUGUCAGAUAUUACCCAGUUGAUCCUACCGCUGAAGACCCCAUUAUUAGGACUCAAAUGUACUGGCAGGUUAAAAGAGACUUUGUAGAUGCAAGGCUGCCAUGCACACCUGAAAUAGCUGUACAGCUAUCGGCCUAUAUAGCACAAGCUGAGUUGUGUGAUUGGUUAGAGCCGAGAGAAGAAUAUCUCCUCACUCUUGGACUCCACAAUCAAGAAUUUGAGAAUCUAAAGGAAAACAUCGUGGAGCAGCACAAAAAAUUCAAGGGAAUGACUCCAAUUGAGGCUAUGACUGAAUUCCUUGACAUUGCUAGUCGUCUUGAUUUCUAUGGCAUGAUAUUCUUUGAAGUAAAGUGUGAGGAAAAAAUGCCUUAUGUUCUUGGUCUAUCGCCACACGGAGUGUUUCUUUGCAAAGAGUUUAUGAUUGCACAGUCUUAUACCUGGAAUCGUUUAGUACAAGUGGCAUAUAAGGGAAAAAGAUUCACACUUAAAGUGACUGGGAAAUGGGCAUCCGGGAGCUCAAAGCCAACUAGUGUUCAUUACGAUGUCGAUUCAAACAGAACAUGCAGAGAGCUCUAUCUAACUGUCAUCGAAUACAUCAACUUCUACAAAGAAUCAUUCAAGAUGAAGGUUCCUUUAAAAGGGCCAACUCAAAUUAAAAUCCCGUCCUCAGUAUCAACAGAAAUGCUCUCGCAAGUCUUACUGAAAAGCAUAGAGAACGAGGAAGAGAGGAGAGAGAGGGAAAGAGGCAAAGGACAACUCCAACGGUCCCUCAGUCUCCCCCGAGACACCAUAAACAAACUAUCAACGACAAGCAAUCCCCUCAAGCCAUCACACCCACUCAAUUCUGCACUCCGCCCACUCACCGUAACAUCGACAAUCGGCCCCUCUGCCCACUCACAAGAGAGGAACGAGGAGGGUGUUUCAGACCCGUCUCCUUUAUCAAGCUCUCAGCGUUUGGACUCCGUUGAGUCUGAAGAUGACUCCGUACACGACUCAUUGUUGGACCUUGCCGAUAACCUAGGGGAGGAUGAAGACGAAGGAGAUGUAGUUCAUCUCAAACACGAGAGGAGCAACAGCAACCCUGAGGUAUUGAUUCAUUCAGCUCAGUCCCAGAGUAUCGAGGGGUUGGGUAGAAGAGGCACCACUGCUUCCUCUGUAUCGCCAGUUGGAGGAGAGGAAGGGACGAGUGCUCAGAAGAAAAAGAACCUUCUCAUGCUACAGAAGUGGAUGAAAGACCAGCAGAAAAAAGAUCUAGAUGAUUCAGUGACUUCCCCACAGACUGACCCUGAUGAGUCAAAUGCUACAAAAGCAGAAGCAAACUCGCAGCAAUCGACCUCAUCAUCAUCUCUGUCUCCCUCCAACGGGUACAGACUACUCGUCAAAAAAGGAACUCCCUCUCCCCCUCUUCACAAAAGAUCCUCCUCUCCAUAUUACCGACCUAAUUCUGCUGCCGCCUCCUCCAGUCACCACAUCGAGGACCUUUACUCUAUCCCUCGUCCCUCUCCCUCCCCCGGGUUUCUCCGAAGACCACACCCUUUUAGCCGACAUCACAGUGCAAGGAGCGAGUUCUUAAUUCCCUCUCGUUGCUCUUCUGCAUCUCAUAAUGAUUAUGAUAUACCUCGAUCUCUUCUUGAUCUACGUCCUGUUAGUUCUCAAGGGGUGAGUAGCUUAACGGCAGCUCAAUCAGAGAAUUCAUUGAUUGGUCAGACAAGCACAUCGGCUCAUUCUCUUUCCUCCAUACCAGGAGCUAUUGGUGGAGUUAUUGAUCAGAUCAAUGCCUUGAAAGAUGAGUAUCCAGACUAUGACAUACCCAAGCCUCAUGUAAAGUCCUACCCUGACUAUGAUAUUCCUAAACCUCACAAGAAAUUUAGUACUAAAGAGUCUUCUGAAGUUGAAAGAGGCGAUUCCGAGGAAGGGAAAGUGAGGAAGGAAGUGGAAGAGAGAGAGAGUGAGGAGACGGAUGGACCAACUCAUGCUCUAUCAUUUGGUGUAUUGGAUAGUAUUAUGGCUGGUAUAGAUGACAAUGUUGCUGCAGCUCAACAGAAAACAAGCUCAUCUUCACUCCCUUCUCUGAUUGAUCCAGCAAGCAACGAAAAUACUUUCACUAAAGACAAGCCAAUUAAGCAUAUAAGGGAGCAUAGCACGCCUAUCAUUCUUGAAGCAGGAAAGAGAGAGGAAGAGGGAAAAAAGAAAGAGCCUGUGUAUGAUCACUUAGCUGCUAAAAUUGCUCUACAGCAACUGAUUGCUGAUGGGAUUGUUAAGAAAGAGGAUGAUGGAGGAGCUACAGGGCAAAAUCAACAAGUGAAGGAAGCAUCUGUAGACUCAUUGCAAAUUGAAGCAACUCCUCAUAUAGAUGAAAAGACUGAAGCUUUGCCUAAUGAAGAGAAUAGAAGUACAGGGUCCAAAGUCUCACUCCCAGAGCUGCAUGAAGUCCAACCAUUAGUAAAUGAAGAGAAGAAACCACCAUUAAAAGAAGAAGACAGCAAAAUGGAAGAGAAUAAAAUAGAAAAAAGCAAAGCCAAGAAACCUGUUCCUCCUCCUCCUCCUCCUAGCCAUUUAGCUGAUCUUGCUAUGAAACUGGACGAUAAAGAAGGAGGAAUGAAUGAGAAGAAAGACUCUAAAACUCGUCUUCCUAAUCUUCCAUUUGAUCCACAGUUCUUUGCUAGACAGACUGCCCUUGAAAAGGGUAAGACUCCACAAGAACUACCGCCAGAAGUUGCACGUUUUAUGUCUUGGGUCAAAACAGGGACUGUUCCUCCUCCCUCUCCUCCCCCCAAACCACCAGGCAGUGCUGUAUCACCUUCUAACAGCAAGCGCAAUGAUAAACUUAAAGUAAAAGAUGCCGAUGGCUCACUGGAAAAAAAGAAAAAGAAAAGCAUUUCGCCCAUUAUUAAAAGAAAAGUGACACCCCCAGUGAAAGAAAGCAAAGAUCAACAACAGUCAAAAACCAAAGAGACAGCCGCUUCACCCAGUAAAGAAGGAGCUAUCAAAGAUAUCAAGACUCCUACGAAACAACCGUUCCAACCAAAGGAGCCUAUUUAUCAUGAAAUACCAGAUCCUAAAAAGGAAUCAGCAAAUGCUACUACUCCUGCUGCUGGUGGAGAAACCAAUACUCAACCUCAUGGAGGACAAUCUUUGCAGCAACAGCAGCAGCAGGCACUGAGCUUGAGUGGAGCUGGAGUUAGCAAGAAAGGAGCAGAGAAAGAGAAUAAAGGAGUUCCACCAGGAGCUGCUCACUUCAGGAAGGACACAUCUCUCCCCAUCAUUCAAAACACUGGAGGAGUAGAUGACUCAGAGCCUCCUGAUAGAUUUACUGGUAAACGCUCGAAAUCAUUUAAUGCCCGUAGGCCUCUUGAAAUAAAACUGCCUCCGCCUACUACAGUAGGAGAGGAGUCCAUACCAAACUCUCCGUCCUUUUAUACAGGGAAUCCUCAAGCAGGAGCAAUGCCAUCGUCCAUUGAUCCAGCUGAAGGAGAUAAGUCAAAGCUCAAGGAGACCUUGGAUCAAAUUGAUGCCAAUAGUCUACCACAGCACCACAAUGUUGUGAACUGGGUCCAAGGGGCACAGAGGUUUUGGGAGGACACGGGAGACUCAGGGGAUAAGGGACUGUCAAGAGCUAAGAGCAUAUCAAGGCCUCCACUUCCAUCAGCACCUCAUAACCGAUCACUCUCACUCUCGCACUCUUUUCACAAUAAGUCAGGACAGCAACUGGUCAGAGGUCCACCUCUCCAGCAGCAGCAGCAGCAGGCUCCUGGAGGAAGAGGAGGAAAGGAUUUCAAAGAUCAUGUCUACGAAGACCCUGAUACCCUGCUUAGCUCAUCGCUUAAAGAUAGAAAAGCUACAGAGCCACUUCAUUUUGCUAGUAACUCACUCCAUAAGCAGCAGCAAGGAGGAGGAUCGGGAAGAAUCCCUACUCAUCCUAGCAGUCUACAACACCAAGCUAGUCAGCCUAGUGGACUCCAGUACCACCAAAGCAUUGGAGGGAUUGAGGGUAAAUUCUUUACCACUGGGAGAUCAAGAGCCCAGUCUCAAGCUUCUUCAUAUCUUAGAAGACCUUACAUUACAAGAGAGCACAAGUCAUCUUCAGGGGGUACUGUAUAUGCAACUGAUGUAUGAAAGGACUCUGCUAUUUUAGUUCAUUGCUAUGAUUUUAUUAUUAUUAUUAUCUAUUAUAUUGCUGUUAUUAUUAUCAUUAUUAUAGUGUUCAUGAUUUUACUUUUAUUAUCCAUUCUAUUAUUAUUAUUAUUAUUAUUAUUAUUACUAUUGCUUCAAGUUUUAAUCCUCCUCAAGCACUUAUUAUUAUUUGUGUAUCCAGAACCAAUGUACUAAAUUAAUAUUUAAAAAUCCAACAGUAUUUUAAAUACACGUUCACUUGUAUUUAUUAUAAGGAUAUUACUUCAUUACACUAGAUGCAAUGUCACAGUGUAGCACC